CUCACACCUUCUGCUUCUGCUCCUGCUGACAACCAGGAACCCUCCACACCACAGCCAUGGCCUGCUACAACCGCUGCCAGCCCUGCGGACCCACCCCGCUGGCCAACAGCUGCAACGAGCCCUGUGCCCUGCAAUGCCAGGACUCCCACGUUGUCAUCAACCCUUCCCCCGUGCUGGUCACCCUGCCGGGACCCAUCAUGACCUCCUUCCCCCAGAACACCGCUGUCGGAUCCACCUCCUCGGCUGCCGUGGGCACUGAACUCAAUGUGCAGGGACAGCCCAUCUCUGGUGGAUUUGGUGGCUUUGGCUAUGGCCUUGGCUAUGGCCGUGGAUUUGGCUAUGGGCUGGGAGGCCUGGGCUGCUAUGGCAGAAGGGGUGGCUACAUCUGCUAAGGGCCCUCAGCACCACGUUUAACUCCACCAGUUUGGGGCUCUGGCAACAGUUCCUGCAAGCAAAGUACCUCAGCUGAUGAUCUCCCUGCUUGUGCGUCACUCUGGAUUCCUUCUUUCUCCUGUCUGUUCUUUUUUUUUUUGCCUCAAUAAAGUUUUCCUGCAUCAAAGCCUGAGAUGCCUCAUUGUCUUUUUGAAUUCCAAUGAGCUCACAUCCACACCCAGC
This is a messenger RNA of Corvus hawaiiensis (hawaiian crow), 615 nucleotides long. RefSeq names its product feather beta keratin-like. Gene Ontology annotation, cellular component: intermediate filament. Gene Ontology annotation, molecular function: structural constituent of cytoskeleton. NCBI's taxonomy places the organism in Eukaryota, Metazoa, Chordata, Aves, Passeriformes, Corvidae. The coding region runs from base 57 to 392 and encodes 111 amino acids. The record is from RefSeq and is a predicted model, not a curated record. The transcript has 2 exons.